Giardia duodenalis is the source of this 996-nucleotide messenger RNA. RefSeq lists its product as uncharacterized. The transcript has a single exon. Bases 1 to 996 code for a protein of 331 amino acids. The record is from RefSeq and is a predicted model, not a curated record. Lineage: Eukaryota; Fornicata; Diplomonadida; Hexamitidae.
AUGAACGAGGACAACGUCAACGACCUUGAGUUUUUGCGGCGGUUGGAUGCAUCAAAGCAGGAGGUCUCCGUCGACAAGAUGAUAUCGGACUCCUUGGACAAGAUCUACAACAUUAGGGGCGCCUUCUCAGAAUCGACGGGAACACAGCAUCCCCUCGAGCAUAUCUCCGACGAGACUGUCCUCCUUCAGAAACGCAAGCAGCUCGCUGACUAUCAGACGAGGCUGGACGAGCGCCGGAUUCUCUACACCGAGGAGAUAAAGGCGCUCGAGGACCGCGAGGCCAUUCUGGCCAGCCAACGUAAGGAGCUAGAAGUGGCCAAGCAGCGGUUCACAAAGUUUAUCCAGGAGAACAAUGAAAAGAAGGAGACUGCGCUACUCCGGAUGCACGAGGAGUAUAGCAAUGAGGAGCAGCUUCGCAUGCUGCAAGCAGAACUGCUACAUACACAGGAGGGAAUGGCUGCCCGCUUUCGCUGUCUGAAGCGUGAGCUGAGUAACAUGAGUGUCUAUGAGGACUUUCUCCAGAACGUGACCCAGGCCUCCGAGGAGUUCAUCUACGCUGACCAGAUCCUUCACAGAUAUGCCAACUUGAAAACCACCCAUGCAAAGCUAAUGGAGCAGGUAAGCGCCGAGCAGCUUAAUGCCGAGCAGCUACGCGAAAAAGCACGGGCUAUUGAAAAGAUGCAGGCAGCCAAGGUCUAUGCAAUCAACAGCGAGACUUCUAAUGUUAUCAAGGAACUCGAAAUAAAGGAGCGGGACACGACAGGCCUCAGUGCUAUGAUCGCGAAGCACAAGCUGACGAUUGACCGGACAAUGGCCAACAUAGGGGUCAUCAUACUUGGAAUAGACAACCUGUAUCUCCGCUGUCUUGCCACCUCGAAGAUAGGCAGAGAGUAUGAGAGCAAGCUGUCUAUCUUGGAUAAGUUGCAAAUCAUCUCGGAAAUUGUCGGUGACAUGGAGGCUCUGGUGGAAAAGGGGAAAGAGGACGGUUUAUUAUAG